AUGGUUCACUUCACUUCCGUCUUCGCUGGGCUGUCGCUCGUAGCUGGCUCUCUUGCCGCGCCCUCCAAAGAAGGUCUCUUCUCCAAGAUUACCAAGCGGGCUGGUACUCCCAACAGUUCCGGUACUAACAACGGAUUCUACUACUCCUGGUGGAGUGAUGGCGGUGCCGAUGCCACUUAUACCAACGGCGAGGGAGGUUCUUAUUCCAUGGAGUGGAAGGAUGGCGGUAACGUCGUCGGUGGUAAGGGCUGGUCUCCUGGAAAGGCCCGGACCAUCUCGUACGAGGGAGAGUACAAGCCCAAUGGCAACAGCUACCUCUCUGUCUAUGGCUGGACCCGAAACCCUCUCGUCGAGUACUACAUCGUGGAGUCCUUCGGUACCUACAACCCCUCCAGCGGUGCUACCAAGAAGGGUACCGUUGAGGCUGAUGGCAGCACCUACGACAUCUUCGAGACUACUCGCACCAACGCCCCUUCAAUCGACGGUACUCAGACCUUCCAGCAGUACUGGUCUGUUCGCCAGCAGCAUCGCUCUACUGGUAGCGUCGACACUGGUCUUCACUUCGAUGCCUGGGAGAAGGCUGGUAUGAAGCUCGGUACCCACGACUACCAGAUCCUCGCUACUGAGGGUUACUUCAGCAGCGGAUCUUCUCACAUGACCGUUUCUGAGGGUGCUUCUUCCGGUGGCUCUACUGGCGGUGACGCUUCCCAGGGUGGUGAUGCUUCUCAGGAAGGUGACGCUUCUCAAGGAGGCGAUGCUUCUCAGGGCGCAAACGGUCAGCAAGGUGGCAACGGAAACUCUUUCCAGCAGCCUGGCAGUGAGAACCAACCCCAGCAACAAGAGAUUGACACUGGUGCUAACGAGCCCUGCCAAUAA
This is a messenger RNA of Fusarium mangiferae, 876 nucleotides long. Its product is annotated as putative endo-1,4-beta-xylanase B precursor. Gene Ontology annotation, biological process: xylan catabolic process. Bases 1 to 876 code for a protein of 291 amino acids. NCBI's taxonomy places the organism in Eukaryota, Fungi, Ascomycota, Sordariomycetes, Hypocreales, Nectriaceae. Gene Ontology annotation, molecular function: hydrolase activity, hydrolyzing O-glycosyl compounds. The transcript has 3 exons. The record is from RefSeq and is a predicted model, not a curated record.